This is a messenger RNA of Onychostoma macrolepis, 1337 nucleotides long. RefSeq lists its product as uncharacterized. The coding region runs from base 22 to 735 and encodes 237 amino acids. The record is from RefSeq and is a predicted model, not a curated record. The transcript has 8 exons. NCBI's taxonomy places the organism in Eukaryota, Metazoa, Chordata, Actinopteri, Cypriniformes, Cyprinidae.
GAUACACUGAAGGCAAUAACAAUGAGGUCUCUGCAAAUCAUCUUAUUGUUGGUUGUUCUUUGUCUCAGCAACUUUGUUGCAAGUGCAGAUGAUGAGAGAGAUGAGGACUCCUGGACAGCCUCAUGGACUGAAGGUGUUGUGCGUGACAGUGAGAGAGUGGCGGUAAGAAGUGGAGAACACGUCACCCUAUUCGUCAAAACACCUGGGAAUUUGAGCAAAGUGAAAUUACAAAAAAGCUGCGAAAACGAGCCAGAAGAUCCCAUUAUCCGCUACUGUUCCCCCGAAGAGAAGAACAGAGGCUGCUCCGCCAAGGAAUCUGAAAGAUUCUCCAUCAAAACUGACACGCAGGGUUUGUCCGUAACCUUCGUUGAUGCCAGAGUCAGUGAUGAGGGAUGUUACGUUGUCUCAUAUAUCGACGUCGAUGACAACGCAAAGAAGAAAUUGUUCAACGUCACGGUCCACGAUGAUGAGAGAGAUGAGGACUCCUGGACAGCCUCAUGGACUGAAGGUGCUGUGCGUGACAGUGAGAGAGUGGAGGUAAGAAGUGGAGAACACGUCACCCUAUUCGUCAAAACACCUGGGAAUGUGAGCAAAGUGAAAUUACAAAAAGCUGCGAAAACGAGCCAGAAGAUCCCAUUAUCCGCUACUGUUCCCCCGAAGAGAAGAACAGAGGCUGCUCCGCCAAGGAAUCUGAAAGAUUCUCCAUCAAAAUUGACACGCAGGGUUUGUCCGUAACCUUCGUUGAUGCCAGAGUCAGUGAUGAGGGAUGUUACGUUGUCUCAUAUAUCGACGUCGAUGACAACGCAAAGGAGAAAUUGUUCAACGUCACGGUCCACGAUGAUGAGAGAGAUGAGGACUCCUGGACAGCCUCAUGGACUGAAGGUGUUGUGCGUGACAGUGAGAGAGUGGAGGUAAAAAGUGGAGAACACGUCACCCUAUUCGUCAAAACACCUGGGAAUGUGAGCAAAGUGAAAUUACAAAAAAGCUGCGAAAACGAGCCAGAAGAUCCCAUUAUCCGCUACUGUUCCCCCGAAGAGAAGAACAGAGGCUGCUCCGCCAAGGAAUCUGAAAGAUUCUCCAUCAAAACUGACACGCAGGGUUUGUCCGUAACCUUCGUUGAUGCCAGAGUCAGUGAUGAGGGAUGUUACGUUGUCUCAUAUAUCGACGUCGAUGACAACGCAAAGGAGAAAUUGUUCAACGUCACGGUCCACGACACUCCUAACGAAGGCAAAGAGACUUCCCGGACAAUCAGCUUAAAAUAUUUGAUCAUAAUCGCAGUGGCCAUUGUAUUGUUGACUGCAGCAGUGAUUUAGGCCAUCAUCGGUGUCAUCACAAAG